AUGACCUCGUUGCUAUCUCCAUCAUCCAGUGUUGCUGAUCAAUCACUCCCACACGGGCGGCAACAUUUCGGAGCAUCAAACCAUGAUGUAAACAAAAAGCUGCUCCGAGAGGAAAGCAAGGAAAAUAUAAACCCAUCAUCAUCAAAUUUUAAUAAUAACAAUCGAAACACUCACCUCAGUAAAAACGCCAGAGUGAGAAGCAGUACGACCAUCAUUCCUACUGCAACUUCGGGAUCAACGAUUCUUCUUCAACACGCUCAAAGCAUGAAUAACCUUGACACAUCAUCAACACAACAAACUAUCGAUGACAAAAAGCCAUCGGUGCAGCGACCCAAUACAUCUUCCACGAGAAGAGCCAAGUCUAUUGGUGUCAAAGACAAGAUUGCUUUAUUUGAUUUAUACGCUCCUUCAUUGACUCCUUCUGAUAAAGUUUUAAAAACAAACACCAACGAAGAAAUGAUUUCACUUACCACCCCAAUGAAUGUACCAUCAUCCUCUUAUUCAAAAUUUUUCCUUAAAAAGUUUCCAAUUUUAAAACAUCAAGUAGAUCCUAAAAAUGUCAAAGGAGGAGGUUUUAUUGCACCCUCACCCAGAACUUGGGAAAGUGUAACGGACAAGAUGUUGACUCCAAUAACAAGAGAAGAGCAACAAAUAUUUAAUCAACCUAUUGUGACCACUGUGGUUGAGCCUUCUGCAGCAUUUGACGUGUUGCCAAGGAGUGUUCAAGCACCUUUUGCAAAAGAUGGAAUGCAUACCAAACUGCACAUUCCUCAAUUACCACUGGAUACUCUUGACAUGUUACGACCUGACUCUUUUGGUAAUAGUCUCAAUUCAGUCCGUGUUAAUUGGAUAAAGAGUGAUGAUAUAACUGAGCGAUCUAUUUCUCUUACAUCUAGGGCUGACUCAGUGUUACUGGAAAGACAGCCAUUGACAAGUAGAGCAGCAAGUGCUGGAACAGGUCGAAGAUAUCAACCUGUAAAACAAGGUGGCUCCAAAUCCCUUCCCUCCACAUCACAGCGGAAGAGACGGUCUGAAUCUCCUUCGUCACAAGUAGAACAAGAAGAAGAAGACAUUGAGGAAGAAUACGAGAUGGAAGAAGGGCACUUUUUAAAAGACUCUGAUCUCAGCCAGUAUGAACAUAACGUCGAGUCAAUUUUCAAAACCUCAGAAUCAGAAAAUGAAAUUUACGAUUCGCUAAAGUCGUCUUAUUACCUUAACGUAAAAGAUGAAAAGAACAAGAGAAAGGGUAAAGAUCAUAUUUCUAUAGAGGAGCAUGUAAAGAUUACGAAUGACCUAAUUUUUAAGAUCACUUCUUCUUUCAAAGAAAAGGUGCGAAAAAUAGAGCAGUCAGUGAAGAAAGAGUUUGAAAACCUAACAAAACAUCAUUCAAAACGAAUUAAUCACAUUGAAGAAAAAAGAUCAAACAGCAUUGUUAAAGAGUUUAUUAGAGAUGUAACCAUACGAAAACAAAACCAGAAAUUGAAAGAGCAAAUGGCCGAAAUGAAGAAGAGGUAUGACGAAGCUAUGGAAUUGCUGAGUGAAAUGAACUCAUACAAGCAGAAAUAUGAAAAUUCAAGACGAGAAUUUGAAAAGUAUUACAAUGAUCGGCCGUCUAAGCGAGCAGAGAAUACUAUUACCACGAUUAUGGCAGAGAAUGAUAAAAUGACUUUAAAGGAGAAGCAAGAUGUCAUGUCUGACUUUUUAAAACACUUUUACAACGAAGAUGGAACCUUAAACGAGAAAGCAAUAUUCGACAUGUUUGUUGUUAACAAGGAGCUUCAUGAAAACUUGUCUAGAACUAGAGACACAGUUUCAUUUUUACGAGAUCAACUUUAUGAAAAACAAAAAGCUGGGGGAGCUGCUAAUCAAAAAGCACAGAUUCCAUUUUUCGAUGCUUCGCUUAUCAAGUCGCAACAAGAAAAGCAAGUCAUGCAAGGUCUUAGUCAGGCUCAAUUCGAUGAACCAUACCAACCACCACAACCUCCUGAUCCAAACGUUGUGUAUGAGCUCAGGCAAAGGAAUGAAUACUUGAAAAAGUGUUAUGAAGUGUUGUCACAAAAGGUUAUUCUUGCUGAUAGGGUGGCUCUUCGCAUUAAGACCUUAUACGAGGGCGUGGAAAAGUAUACCAAAUGUACAAGCUGUAAAGAACCAACACUGAAACCAAAAAUCCUAUGUUGUGGACAUGCAUUUUGUGUGAAAUGUUGCAAUAGCGACAGGAUCAAAAGGUUAGAUGAAGCUACUAAUUCAUAUCAUUACCAUUGCUCUGAAUGUAGAGACAUCACAGAAGAGUUAAUUGAUAACAAGAACCUCAAUGAGCUCAUAUCAUUUACCAACGAAAUUGAUAUUGAAAUUUCAGAGCUGGAAAAAAGCAUUCAAGAUGCCUUAUCAAUGACCAAACUGGACCCAACGAAAAAAAGUUCUCUUGCAACCGUAUUGUCUCCAAGGCCAAACAGUGGCAUUACUACAGAUUCCAUAAAAUAA
Molecule: messenger RNA, 2481 nt
Organism: Naegleria lovaniensis
Lineage: Eukaryota; Heterolobosea; Eutetramitea; Acrasida; Naegleriidae
Exons: 3
Coding region: 1-2481 (826 amino acids)
Source: RefSeq, a predicted model, not a curated record